CGGGAAGGGGCGGGCAGCUCGCUCCUGCGGCGGCCGCGGCGGCCGUGCUCAUCUCGGCGGCCGAGCGCUCGAGUGGACGCGGGCUGCGCAAAUGGCUUGUCCGGCGCUCGGUCUGGAAGCUCUGCAGCCCCUGCAGCCCGAGCCGCCCCCCGAGCCCGCCUUCUGCGAGGCGCAGAAGUGGAUCGAGCAAGUAACUGGCAGAAGUUUUGGCGAUAGAGAUUUUCGGACUGGAUUAGAAAAUGGAAUCCUUCUCUGCGAGUUGCUGAAUGCUAUAAAGCCAGGACUUGUUAAAAAGAUCAAUAGAUUGCCUACCCCCAUUGCAGGAUUGGAUAAUAUCAUCUUAUUCUUGAGAGGUUGUAAAGAGCUCGGCCUUAAAGAAUCUCAACUCUUUGACCCGAGUGACCUCCAGGAUACUUCCAACAGAGUAACAGUCAAGAACCCUGAUUAUACUAGGAAACUGAAAAAUGUAUUAGUUACCAUUUACUGGCUGGGGAAAGCUGCAAACAGCUGUACGUCCUACAGUGGAACUACACUGAACCUGAAAGAGUUUGAAGGAUUGUUGGCUCAGAUGAGAAAGGAGACUGAUGACAUUGAAAGUCCUAAACGCAGUAUCCGAGACAGUGGCUACAUUGAUUGCUGGGAUUCCGAGCGCAGUGACUCCCUCUCCCCUCCUCGCCAUGGCAGGGAUGAUUCCUUCGACAGCCUGGACUCCUUUGGCUCCCGCUCCCGGCAGACACCUUCGCCAGAUGUAGUGCUCAGGGGAAGCAGCGAUGGGAGAGGAAGUGACUCUGAAUCUGACUUGCCACAUCGGAAGCUACCAGAUGUGAAGAAGGAUGACAUGUCUGCAAGGCGGACUUCCCAUGGUGAGCCAAAAUCAGCAGUGCCUUUUAAUCAGUACCUCCCGAACAAAAGCAACCAGACGGCCUAUGUCCCUGCUCCUCUGAGAAAGAAGAAAGCAGAGCGAGAGGAAUACCGGAAGAGCUGGAGUACUGCCACCUCCCCGCUGGGUGGAGAGCGGCCCUUCAGAUACGGUCCGAGAACUCCUGUGUCAGAUGACGCAGAGAGCACGAGUAUGUUUGACAUGCGGUGCGAGGAGGAGGCCGCGGUGCUGCCGCACAGCAGGGCCCGUCAGGAACAGCUGCAGCUGAUAAAUAACCAGCUGAGGGAAGAGGACGACAAGUGGCAAGAUGAUCUGGCCCGUUGGAAGAGUCGGAGAAGAAGUGCUUCUCAGGACUUAAUCAAGAAAGAGGAAGAAAGGAAAAAAAUGGAGAAGUUACUGGCUGGAGAAGAUGGGAAAAGUGAACGAAGAAAAAGCAUCAAAACCUACAGAGAAAUUGUUCAAGAGAAGGAGCGGAGAGAGAGAGAGCUGCACGAGGCGUAUAAGAACGCUCGGUCCCAGGAGGAGGCAGAGGGGAUACUUCAGCAGUACAUCGAGAGAUUCACCAUCAGUGAGGCUGUUCUUGAACGCUUGGAGAUGCCAAAAAUUCUGGAAAGAAGCCAUUCCACAGAGCCAAACUUAUCCUCCUUUGUGAACGACCCCAGCCCCAUGAAGUAUCUACGGCAACAGUCACUGCCUCCGCCCAAAUUCACUGCCACUGUUGAAACCACCAUUGCUCGUGCCAGUGGUCUGGAUACCAGCGUGUCAGUAGGCAGUGGGUCUCCAAGCAAAACUGUCACCCCCAAAGCAGUACCUAUGCUGACCCCCAAGCCUUACUCCCAACCCAAAAACUCUCAAGAGGUUCUGAAGACCUUUAAGGUAGAUGGGAAAGUCAGUGUGAACGGAGAGUCAGUCCAUGGAGAGGAGGAGGAGAAGGAAAAGGAGAACCCUGCAGGGGCGCCUGGCCCCUCCUUAACCAAAUCCCAGAUGUCUGAUGGCGUGGCCAGAGUGCACGGGUCCCCAGUGGAGGUGAAACAAGGCAAUAAUAGCAUUGAGAUCAACAUCAAGAAGCCAAGUUCUGUUCCCCAGGAACUGCUGGCAACCGCUGAGGAAACUGAACCGAACACCCAAGAGGAUGAAAGUGAUGGCGAAAAAGCAAGAAAAGGGAAUGCAGAGCUUGCUUCAUCAGAGUCACAGCAUUUUACGACAACUGUGACUCGAUGCAGCCCGACCGUGGCCCUGGUGGAGUUCUCCUCCAACCCUCAGCUAAAGACCGAUGUGCCAGAAGAGAAAGACCGGAAGAAACCAGAAAAUGAGAUGAGUGGAAAGGUGGAGUUGGUGCUGUCUCAAAAGGUGGUAAAGCCAAAGUCCCCAGAACCAGAAGCAACUCUGAUGUUUCCAUGUCUGGACAAAAUGCCUGAAUCCAACCCACUGCAUUUGCCAAAUCUCAAUUCUCAAGCGGAUUCUCCAAACAGUGAAAAAUCUCCUCUAACUACGCCUUUUAAGUUCUGGGCCUGGGACCCAGAAGAGGAACGGCGGCGACAGGAAAAAUGGCAGCAGGAGCAGGAGCGUUUGCUUCAGGAGCGAUACCAGAAGGAGCAGGACAAGCUGAAAGAAGAGUGGGAAAGAGCCCAAAAGGAGGUGGAAGAGGAAGAGCGCAGAUACUACGAGGAGGAGCGGAAAAUAAUUGAAGACACUGUGGUUCCAUUUACUAUUUCUUCAAGUUCUGCAGACCAGCUGUCUACGUCCUCCUCUGUCACUGAAGGCAGCGGGACAGCGAAUAAGACAGACUUGGAAAACUGUCAUGCGGAAGAAAGAGAAAGAAAACAGAAGAAACCAUUCCAGGGGAAUGAUAAUGACAUACUGCAUAAAACUGAGGAGAGUGAUCCGCUGGAGGCGAAGGGCAGCCUAUCGCAAGGGCCGUGGGCUCCCUCUGAGAAUUCCGCAUCGAAAGGAAUCCAUCAGGACCAUCAGCUGGAUACAGACAGUGGGGCCCCACCCUGUGGGACAAACCCACAGCUAGCUCAGGAUCCAUCCCAGAAUCAGCAAGCAGCAAACCCACCAAUGCACGUGUUAGAAGAUGUGAAGCCAAAAACCCUCUCUCUGGAUAAAAGCAUUAACCAUCAGAUUGAGUCUCCAAGUGAAAGGCGGAAGAAAAGCCCUCGAGAGAACUUCCAGGCUGGGCCCUUGUCCCCCUGUUCUCCUACCCCUCCUGGCCAGUCACCAAACAGGUCUAUAAGCGGGAAGAAACUGUGCUCUUCCUGUGGGCUUCCGCUGGGGAAAGGAGCUGCGAUGAUCAUCGAGACACUCAAUCUCUACUUUCACAUCCAGUGUUUCAGGUGUGGAAUUUGUAAAGGACAGCUUGGAGAUGCCGUGAGUGGCACGGAUGUCAGGAUUCGAAAUGGUCUUCUAAACUGCAAUGAUUGCUACAUGCGAUCCCGGAGUGCUGGCCAACCUACAACAUUGUGAUGUGGUUUUCAAGCUUUCAGAUCACUGACCAUUUCUUUAUUGAGGGUGUCCCCUGGCAACUGCUUAACAAAAUCCCAAGUUCAGGGGCUACUCAGCAUUCAUCUAAUUUCUGAAAGGCUCUUCUGAAAGGUGGUGUCUGUUCUUUUGUAGCAGUGUUUGUGUUUUUCUGAGGUUUUUUUGUUGUUAUUUUUUGUGGGUUUUUUUUUUUUUUUUUGCAUUUGCACAGUGUAUACAAAAGAAUAUUGAAUUGUAAUGACCCUGAAUAGUUCAAAAAGUGGUUUUAAUGUGGUCAAACAGGCUUACAGUUUAACAUGUGUUAUUCUCUUCUUUGGGAAGUAGCUAAAGGAUGCAAUAAAUUUGUUGUGUUUUAGUAUUUGUAGAAAUUAAACACUUUAUGUUUACAGAAUUGAGCUGCAGAAAGUGCAAGACAUGCCAAUUUUAGUGAUCUUCUAAGACAGGAGCAUACGCAUUUCAGAAAACUAAACAUCAUAGUGAGUUCUAUCUCUGAGCUAUAACUUGUUUUUAAUGCAGAGACACUAGUCUGAUAAUAUAUACUGUAAUCCUGAAAACAUUUGUGUUACUUACCUUUUGAGGCAGAAGUUAUAUCAAUAAAUUAUUGAACUGUUAGUAUUAGAUUUUGUGUACCUUGGAAGUGAUGUCAUUAAUAUAGGCUGGUUCAUCAACCACAGAGAACCCUUGCAAUAGCAGCUAGACUUACGCUUGGAGACAUUGCCCAAGGGUAGGAAGAAACCAGCGGGAAAUAUUUCAGUGAUCAUCUCCAAACUUAUUUACCAAAAUCUAUGAGGAAGUUUAAUCUUCAAAGAGUGACAGGUCGGUGGUAGCCUUGAGGCCCCGGUGGCCUGCUUCUCUCCAAGCACUAGCUUAGGAAUCUUCAAGAAGGGGCUCAUACCAGGUGUGUGGAAUGUGAGGCAUUGAGAUAAAUCUGUCCUUAGAUGUGACCACGGCUUACCUUUGGGGGCCACAUGUGCAGGUAUCCAAAGAGAAAGUUCAUUUUAAGAGAAUCCAGAUGACACGAUGUGUAAGCCACUGGGAUGUGACCAGCAAGAAGCUGCAGCUCAGCUUGUGCCCUGCCUACUCUAAUGGAUGCAUAUGUACCUUCGUUUUCCUACAUCACCUUCACUACUAUAAAGAAUUCUGGAUUUUGCUCGUGGAAUUUAGAAAGGAACUUUUGUGGAGACUUGACUUAUUUUCUACCCUGUAUGAUAAGUUUCAGCUGGACGAGAAAGAAAUCAAGUGACUAACAUCCAUCACAGUUUGCAUCUCCAGGCUGUUUUCUUCAAGACUGGGGACAGGGGGACUAUUUAUUCUGCCUUAAAAUGAUGGCAAAUAAGUGAAGAUGACAUUUUGUGAAUGUAGACUAUGGAUAUACUCCUAGUAGGUUAAUGUAGUCAUAAGAAGAUAUCAAGUAGAUGUGUUUCUUUAUGUAAGCAGUAUUUUUUUCUGUGUCUUAUUGAGUAUGGCUAGCAAUUAUUUAUUUCCAUGCUAGAGGGUCCUUUGCAUGUGGGUUCAUGUAGGCGCAGAAAUUUCCUCACCACUGGAGGUGUUUGACCACUUUGUCAUUUGGAUGAGCUGUUAUUGGAUUGAAAUUUACACAUCAUUUCAUCGAAAAUUGUGCCUUAGAAAAUGCAAAGCUGUUGCACAUAGUCAGCAAUGAAUUAUGGAUGUGGUGCAUUGACAAGGUGAAGUCACUUCCAAAUUCCCACGACUUCUCAUGGAAGUGUUUCCUGUUUUACAGGGGAAAAAAAUGAAAAAGGAAAUAUUAAAACAAUUUUAAAAAUGUACAGAUCAAGUCCAAUAUUUUGAUUAGCCGCCUGCAUGUUUUAUUAACUAUUUUGAUAAUGUGGAUGUUUACACUUUGCAUGAUAUUAGCAAAGUACUUUACCACAAAUGAUGCACAAAACAUGUACAAUACGGUCAUUCAUAACCAAUUUUUAUAGAGUCCUUUUUACAUGUGGAAUUCCAUCCAUUAUGUGAGGAUUAUGUGAAUAUUGCACAUUCUCUUCCGGUUUCACAUUCAUUUAUACAUAUUUCUUAGUAAGACUCAUUGUACAAGUCAAGAAAAAUAAAGCUGCAUUCUCCAACUGCAAAACAUGCUUUCCCAUAAUGAACACUAGUCACCAGCACAGAAUAAUCUCCAACAUUUUCUAAAUUCUAAUUGCCAACUGUUUCUAUUUCUAUUUGAUUUAUAUUUCAUUUAGAGUCGGUUACAUGGCAGCUUAGCCAGACUAGAUCUUGUUUUUUCCAGUGUAGCAUAAUGAGUAUGAUCUAUUUCCUUUCAAAUAAUCUUUGAGAUCCCAGGAAAAUAAAAUGCUGUGCUCUGUGGAGCUAUAAUGCAAAUGUGUUUGUUUAAAAACCAGACGAGGCAAGUGGGUGAUUUAUUGUUCCUGAGGAAGUAUAUCUGAUUUUUGCCCUUAUACUUCAAAAGAUAGUCUCUUUUGUUUCCUAAGAAAAAAAAUGGGUAACUCUUUGUUUUUCACUAGCAAACUUUCAUGAUGUUGCUUCCUUCUUUCUAUGUAGUGUUAUUAAUGCAAUACAUAUUCUAGUUAUCUAUACACAGCGUAAGAUUUAACAAACUGAAAUGAUCCACCUCAUAUGUGAGUCCGUCCAAAAGAUGUUACUGUCCUGGGUGGGCCGAUGUUCUAUAUCAGUUACACUAAUUUUCAUUUACAAUAUUUAUUCUAAAAUGCCUCUGAGAAAUAGUUAAAAAAAAGUUAUCUAAAAUGCACAGCUUUUAUAGCAAAUGUACAUUUAUAAAUAAAAUACUCAAAUCAA
This is a messenger RNA of Chinchilla lanigera (long-tailed chinchilla), 6139 nucleotides long. RefSeq names its product LIM and calponin homology domains 1 (gene Limch1). Gene Ontology annotation, biological process: regulation of focal adhesion assembly; actomyosin structure organization; positive regulation of stress fiber assembly. Gene Ontology annotation, molecular function: actin binding; myosin II head/neck binding. NCBI's taxonomy places the organism in Eukaryota, Metazoa, Chordata, Mammalia, Rodentia, Chinchillidae. Gene Ontology annotation, cellular component: stress fiber. The record is from RefSeq and is a predicted model, not a curated record.